CGGGGCCCAGCCGCCAUGAGCGGCCCGUGGGGCGCGGCGGGCCCGGCGCGGCAGGGCUGGCUCUGGGGGGCGGCGGCGCUGCUGGCGCUGGGCGCCCUGCUCGGGGCCUGGCGCUGGGCCGGCCCGCGCCGCCGCCGCCGCCUGCAGCGCGUCGGGACGGUGCUCAGGCUCUUCGUGUACCCGGUGAAGUCGUGCCGGGGGGUGUCGGUGCGGCGGGCGCAGGUGACGCCGAUGGGCCUGCGCAGCGGGGAGAUGCGGGACAGGUUCUGGCUCGUGAUCAGGGAGGACGGGCACAUGGUGACAGCUCGCCAGGAGCCGCGGCUCGUCCUUAUUUCUGCCAACUGUGAAAACGGGCACUUGAUCUUGGAGGCCGGGGACAUGGAGAAGAUAAGCGUGCCUGUAAAGCUCCCCAAGAAAAAUCCCGUCCACAACUGCAGGGUGUUUGGACAGGAUAUCCAAGGCAGAGACUGUGGUGAUGAAGUGGCUCAGUGGAUCACCACCUUCUUGAACUCAGAGCCCUGUCGACUGGUGCAUUUUGAGCCCUCCAUGGUGCCAAGAAAGUCAAAGGAUGCAAUAGCCCUUUUCCGAAACACAGAUGAGGUUGCGUAUCCUGACUGCAGCCCAGUCUUGAUCAUCUCCGAAGCUUCAAUGGACGAUUUAAAUACCAGGCUGGAAAAGAAAGCUAAGAUACAGAACUUCAGGCCAAAUAUUUUUGUAACAGACUGCAGUGCUUUUGAGGAGGACACCUGGGAGGAAAUUCUUAUUGGUGAUGUGGAGAUGAAAGGGACCGUGUGUUGUGGCAGGUGUAUUUUAACAACCGUUAAUCCAGACACUGGGGUCAUCGACAAGAAGGAGCCCUUGGAAACAUUGAAAAGUUACCGCUUAUGUGACCCAUCUGAGAAACACAUUUACAAAACCAGCCCUCUCUUUGGGAAAUACUUUGCUGUUGACAAAACUGGAACAAUUCAAGUUGGAGAUCCUGUGUACAAGAUGGUCUGGGAAUGAAGGAGACUUUGAUCAGAAGAUGCUUUUACACUUUGAUAUGCAGAUUGUUUUUCCAUUUACACAGUCACCAGCAUAACUUUUUCUUCUUCCUUGCAAUAUUUUUUUGUGCUUUUUAAGGUGCAGGAGGUUCUUUGACGCUGUGAAGUGCCAGUCAUUUCAGAUCACGGAAUCUACUGUCAUACCUGUAAAAACCACAUCUUUAGUUGUCCUGUGGUGGUUUAGGAGGCUGUGGUAGAACAAACUGAUCCAUGACGGACUUCACAGCACUACUGUGAGCAUCACACCUCAUAAAAUUUCAUGUCAUCUGCAACAUUGGAAUCCAAAUUUGUGUACAAGAGUUUGCAUCAUGUGUUAGAUACAUUUAGUGCCUAUAAAGAAUCACAAAAACAGUCAUGUCAAGCACAAAGCAUAUUUGUCACAGAGCUGCCUUUAUAAGUGAUUAUGGAGUGCAGAUGGCAGGGCUCUGCUUCCCUCCUUUGGUCCUAAUCAUCUUGUCCUGUCUAUUUCCAGAGGUAGCUUUUAGUGGUGUGUCUUUCCUUGCAGUUGUUUCCUGAAGAUUGUCUGGAAAUAAUUCCGUUAUUGUGUACUGUCUCUUGAGAUUGGAGCAUUAUCAGAAGGAGGACUGUGAGCUGACUAAAUAGUCAGGUCUAGAGGUAGGGGUGCCAGGUAAUGAUGUAUAAGGCUGUGGGCUUCUUUAGUUUGUGACCUCUGCUUGACAGUUUGAACUGUCAAUUUUUUAUCCUGUGAACAAUACCAUAACACUGAGGUUGUAGAGUAGUGGUGCAUUUGCUAACAUAGCAGUAGAAUUUCCAGUUCGACUGAAAGAACUGGAUGUUCACUGUGUCAGACUUCGUGGACACUGGAGGGAAAGAAAAGCUGUAGGGGGUGAUCUGAUGUUGAGCCUGCCCUGUUCAAGCUGCUGUUCUGGCCAGUAUUGCAGGGCUUGUGCACAGCUCCUCUCUGGAUCAGGGAAUCCCUUUGUGUAGACAGUUAGGCUGCUAAGCAGAUAUUUGGGAAGCUGCAGUUUGAGCAUGUUAGCAUCCUUACUGGAUCUGCAUUUAAAUCUCUGGUUGUCCCCCAGUCGUGCUCCAAUCUAACCAAAAUGUCAGCUGUUUGUAGGAAGCUGAUAAUUAUAUCUUGUACUGCAUAAAACAAAUAAGGGAGAAAACUAGUUGAAUUACAGCAAUGUUAUCUUUUCUUUGAAUGUUACAUUAUUUUUAUUUAAAAAAAAAGUAGCCUCCAGGACAAAAGCCAGCCAUCUUUUGAAUGCUUGUCUGCUUGGUUCUUUUUUAUGGAUUUCUAAAUUUGAAAAGAUUGUUGCCCUAGCUUAAAAAAGGAAUCAAAUUAAGUGUGAAGAAGGACAAAUAUGAUCCUAUCUGAUGUUUAGAUUCUUCAUUUUCUGUUGUAAAUAUGAAAAAGGAGUUUUGGUGCAUGUUCACAGCUCAGACCUGUAAAAUGAAGAGCCGUUGAGCUUUGAGGAAGUGCAAGUGGGUGUAUGUAGCAAGCCUGAAGCAAUCGUGUUGGGAGGUAGUUUUCUAUUAUUUGUGAACUCAGAGUUGCUCUGAAUGCCAUUUUGUCAGCAGGUUGUUCUGUAAGUAUUAAGUUUUCCUGGGACAUACAAGUGCCCAGUUUGAAGUGCAUGUUGCAUAUUUGUGUAUUGUUAUGCCUGAUGCAGCAGCUAAUGGGAAGAAGUGAGAGAAAAAGCAUAUUUGAUAAAGAAAAAUAUUUCCAAGGUUCACUCUUAAAAAGCACAUGUUGAAAGUUCUUAGUGUUAGAAGCUGAAAGCUUGUGGAAUUCCUAAUGGUGUCAUUAAGCACAGGCAGCCUGCUGGCCUGCCAAAGCAAUUAGUUAAGAGUGUGUCUCUUCAUUAAGUCACAGAACUGGAAGGGAAAAGAGCUCAUUUUUUUUGCUUCUGGCCAAACAUUUUUUUCCACUGUUGUUUUAGCAGCAUAUCAGCAUUUACAUAACACAAAUUGUGUGGUAUAGAUCCCAUUGCCUCUCAUUAGGCUGCUGUCAGUUGGGCUGAUUUGGAAAUGGGGCUGUCUUUACAAGGAGAAACUGCCAUCUGCAUCCCUGUUUGGAAGAGGCCAUAGAUCUAAACCCCCUAUUUACUUCUGUUAAGCCUCUUAGCAGAAUAUGGCUGGAAUCCUAAAACAGGUCUGAAUCUGAGUACAACAUGGUUCACAGAUGACACUUAAAUCAAUUAUGUGGCCAUUUUGUGAAGCAUGAGUUAGAGAACAUGAGUUAGAACAUUGCACUGUAAAUAUCUUCUUAUGGCUGUUGAUUUGCUGUAACUAUAGGAAGUGCAUUUGAUUUUGUUUAAGCAGUUUAGGCAAUUGACUGAAAACGUGUCACUCAUAAGCCACUGUUUUUUAAAUUGUGUACUUAAACAAUUGUUAUUUUUUUAAACUCUAGAAGAAGAAAACAAAAGUAUAAACUUCUAAUGAAUCCAACUUUCUUAAGGUGUAACAUUUGUUUGUGAAAUUUUUUUUUGUUUUCUGUUUCAGCAUUUAAUUUUGACUACUGUUGGCAAGAUCUCAUAUAUAGUUAAUACUGAUGAUUGUCUUUUUUAAUCCUACCUCUGAAUUCAGAAAUAUAUGCAGUUAACCAGGAUAUGUGUAAGACAGCAGAACCAUCAGAUUUAAGUGGUCAUCAGGCUCAGUUUUGCAGUCUUUAUGAUCUAGAUAAAUGUGCUGGUUUUGCAUUAAUUGAUAUUUGGUGAGGAGGGAGGAAGAAAAGAAGACAUUUACAGACUUAACUUUUUUUCCCCCAGAGAUAUAUGAAAAUAGGGGAAUAUGGGUUUAAAAAUAGGAGAGUUUACUGUAGUCAAUCCACAUCAUAGAGUAUAAUACCAAAACAUUUUUUACAGCAUUUAUUGUACCAAUAGUUAUUGCAGAAGACUAUGUAUGAGAAUGACAGUUGUUAAAAGCAGAAAUUUCUGGAUUGCUUAAGAUUUGUGGUGGGUACAUUUUCAUCCAAGAAAACCUGAAAAAGAUCUGCUUCUGCAUCCUAAGGAGAAAAACAGCCUUCCAAAGGCAUCACUCUGCUGGUCUGUAAAAAGACAAGAGAUUCACAGAUCUUGCCUCUACAAAUGGCAAAAGUUUCAAAAAGGGCUGCCACAGGGUGUUGAUUUUUGGUCUAUACUAGCAACUUAAAUUGCCUUUUUGUCAUUCAAGAUCCAUAAGAAAUUCCCUGUGCUAGGUAGCUACAGGACUGAGGAUUACACAUUCAAAGUCUUUGUUUCUUUUGGGCAGAAGAUUCUAAAAAGUGAUGCAGGGAUAAAGCCUACAUGUGUAUCAGUCUUAAGCUGGAAGAGAGGCAGUAUUCAUACCUCAUAAAUGUUUAUAUUGUAUCUAAUCUUUAUUGUGUUAAUGUUAACAGUCUCAACUUGGAAUAUCACUGUUACUAGUAAUUCUUUGCAUUUUAUAUGAAGAAAUUGGUAAACUCA
This is a messenger RNA of Vidua macroura (Pin-tailed whydah), 4453 nucleotides long. It is a transcript of the gene MTARC2, whose product is annotated as mitochondrial amidoxime reducing component 2. The record is from RefSeq and is a predicted model, not a curated record. Gene Ontology annotation, molecular function: molybdopterin cofactor binding; pyridoxal phosphate binding; molybdenum ion binding. Gene Ontology annotation, biological process: nitrate metabolic process. Gene Ontology annotation, cellular component: mitochondrial inner membrane. The transcript has 7 exons. NCBI's taxonomy places the organism in Eukaryota, Metazoa, Chordata, Aves, Passeriformes, Viduidae. Bases 16 to 1005 code for a protein of 329 amino acids.